Mucor velutinosus is the source of this 549-nucleotide messenger RNA. RefSeq names its product NET1-associated nuclear protein 1 (gene NAN1). Gene Ontology annotation, biological process: regulation of signal transduction. The record is from RefSeq and is a predicted model, not a curated record. Gene Ontology annotation, molecular function: protein phosphatase inhibitor activity. The transcript has 4 exons. The coding region runs from base 1 to 549 and encodes 182 amino acids. NCBI's taxonomy places the organism in Eukaryota, Fungi, Mucoromycota, Mucoromycetes, Mucorales, Mucoraceae.
AUGGAAAACCAGAAAACACCUCAUUGCUCUUCCGAACAUUUAAAAUCACCAGCUAAAGGCAUCUUGCAAAAGUCGCACGACUAUGAACAGCACGAAACGCCCGAGCACAAGAUAAAAUGGGACGAAAACAAACUCAAGGCAACUGAGAAGCAACAAAAAGAGCAAGUCUUGAUGAAAGUAGAUGAGCCUAAUACGCCCUACAUCAGGUAUGAUCCUGUAGCGGAUAAAGUGACUAAUUGGGAAGCUCUGCCUGAGAGUCUGAGAGCCGCACAUGAAGAGCCUGAAGAUUUUAUGUUAGAUGGUGGUGGCGUUGAUAAAGCGCCAGACACACCCAGAAAAUCAGGCAUUGCAUUUGCAAAUGAACCAGACGAAUGGCAAAAAAUCGAUGAAAAGGAGAAGAGAGACAAGGAACAAGCAGCUCGAAAACGCCAUGAAGAAUUCGAGAGGAAAAGAGCUCAGCAUUACUACCAUGCUGGCGAUGUGUUACAUAAAAAUUUGCAAGAGGAUGAGGACGAUAGCGUUGCUGAUAACAAGACGUCGAAUUGCUAA